Oikopleura dioica is the source of this 1080-nucleotide messenger RNA. The record is from the annotation of a GenBank genome assembly. NCBI's taxonomy places the organism in Eukaryota, Metazoa, Chordata, Appendicularia, Copelata, Oikopleuridae.
AUGAUUUAUGCUCCUAUUUACGAGAGUCCCGCCAGCUUCUAUAAUCUACAGCAGGCUGGUCAAGCUAGCCGAUUCCGAGGCCAGUUUCACGGCUUUCCAGUGCAGAAUCCACCCGACUAUGGGUUUCAAUACCAGCAGUUCCAGCAACCGCCGCAGUACGUGAAUCAGUUUCAAUGGAACCAUCAAUGCCCUCAGCAACAAUACGUCAACCAUGCUUCUACAUACAACCAGAGUUACAACCAGGUUUACGUCGAUCCUUCGUUUGGCCAUCCGCCGUCUCAUAUCGUCUGUGGCCAACAGCAUCUUCCCCAGGAAUAUUAUUACCCUGAGGUCGAUGCUGUCCAAUCGGAGGUUAAUCACGAAAUCUCUAUUUCCAGCGUGGAACAUGCUGAGGAGCAUUCUUUCAUUCGUUCCGGCGAAAGUAAGGAGGAAGUGCGAACGAUAUUUGUCACUGGUUUGCCACGAAACGUGCACCACCGUGAGCUCUUUUUGCUCUUCACUGGUGGUGGCUCUCGUGCUGAGUAUGAAGGAUGCGUGCUGAAGCCUCCUCCACCCACUGGUGGCCAGACAGUGUGCUUUGCGACGUUCACGAGUCAUUUCGCCGCUCGACGGGCCAAAGAGUCGUUGGAUGGCUUUCGGUUGACGCUCCAUAACCAGCUCAAGGUCGAGAUGGCGAAAAGCACAACCCGAAUCCCUCUGCGUCGCUGCGCUGCGAUUUUUCAAAAUAUUCAGCCCUCUUCGCAGAGCUACUUGCCGCUGAGCGUGACUCCCAAUUCCCUCGCUCUCAGCAGCUCACCUUGUUCUGCUCCACCCCUCUCUCCUGCCUUGUCCCCGCCUAUAACUGGGUAUGAAGGGCACUUUCCUGCUUUUGCAAGUGCUCCUAUGCCAACACCUUACAUUUCAGCUGCUCCUCCUCAGCCAUACGGCAAUGGAAACUGGGUGGCGAUGGAUAGCUCGAACUACGGACCCGUCCGCUACAUCACAAAUGACAUUGGUGGCCAACCAUUCAUUAACGGCGUGGAGUUCGUAAACAGAGAUGGAGGCGGAGACAUCUAUUAUGAAUAUGACCAUCGUCUGUAA